Solea solea (common sole) is the source of this 2782-nucleotide messenger RNA. RefSeq names its product zinc finger protein 16 like (gene znf16l). Gene Ontology annotation, biological process: regulation of transcription by RNA polymerase II. Lineage: Eukaryota; Metazoa; Chordata; Actinopteri; Pleuronectiformes; Soleidae. The record is from RefSeq and is a predicted model, not a curated record. Gene Ontology annotation, molecular function: DNA-binding transcription factor activity, RNA polymerase II-specific; RNA polymerase II cis-regulatory region sequence-specific DNA binding. The transcript has 3 exons. Bases 108 to 1784 code for a protein of 558 amino acids.
CAUGCUAACAUUAACAAAGCUAACUUGUCUUUCAUCAUCACCCAAACAUUAGCUUGUUGGGAGACCUUUCUUAGCUAAAGUCUCCACAAAUUAGCCGAAGCGAAUCUAUGAGUCGCAAAAGACAUCAUAGUUUCACAGAAACGAACUCGUCUCCUCAACUACACGGUGCCUUCAUGGAGCCUUCCGGGCCAGCUAACCGAGACGACGGCGAUUUCUUGGACCUGGACCACGACGAGGAGCUGCUGUGUUCGGUCAGCGACAUCACGGAGCACCUCGGCAGAAACAUCACCCUUGUGCUGGAAACAGCGCUGUCCGAGAUCCGCAAGAUGGUCAGUAUCAGGAUACGAGUCCUAAAAAUGGAGCUCCGAGAGAAAACUGAGGAGAUCGAGGUGCUGAAGGAGAGACUGGACACGGUGCAUCGGGAUGGCAGGGAGAAUUUUCCCGGCGUCGCAACUACAGAGGCGGCUACAGAGGUGGGCUACAAGAGAGCAGACUGCACCUCCGGAACCAAGCAGAUGAACACCGAUCCCAGGAAAGCCAAGGGUGUCAUGUCCGGCGUGAAGAAAGAGAAUAUCGACGCUAUAUGUGACUAUCUGAUGAAAGAUAAGAACUCGAGAGGUGACAUAGAUGGAGACCAGAGUGGUCAGAGCAGCGGAGAGAGGGAAGCUCGUCAUGAGCAUGAGCCUCACUCCCUGCACCUGUGGCCUGACAGCGGAAUGACUGGCCCCGGGUCUGGACAUGGAGACUCCGAGUCCACCACAGAUGACCUCUUCAGUAUGCUUCCCUCUGGCAGCAAACGCGUGUAUGACUACGAGUGGAUUACACCUAUGGAAUAUUCGUCGGAGGUUAAAGUGAUGAAGGAGUCUGAAUGUGAGAACACUUUGACUGGUGACACAGAUAAUGAUGAUGAUGAAGAUGAGUCGUUGAGGAGGGAGGGUGAUGGACUAGACCAGGCCCAGGUUUCACUCUCACUUGUCCAGCCCCCUGAGUUCUCCAUGGAUCCACAGAGCUCUUCAGGGGAGGAAGGCAGUUCCCUGGAGGGACACACAGACAGGCCUGAAACAGGUCAGCAGUUCUCAAGUCACCCCUACAUCUGCUCUCUGUGUGGGACCUUCUGCCCUGACUCUCUGUUCCUGGAAGAACAUAUUAAACUGAUCCACUCAGACUCUGCUGGUGCUCAGGCUCUACAGGCCCUGCAGUCAACCUCCUCCUCCUCCUCUGCAGCAGCAGCAGCACCAACACCCUCCAUGGGGAACAGCAGCAGUGACUGCAGGAGAGGAGAACGAGUGGAGAACGAGGAUGGGUGUAGUUUUAGCAUCAGUCGGGGAGGAGGGCUUGUGAAGAAGGAGAUCAAAAUGGAAGGGGGAUAUGAGUGUGGGGACUGCGGCCGCCAUUUUAACUACCUUGGUAACCUGCGACAACACCAGCGCAUCCAUACCGGGGAGAAGCCCUUUAUAUGUCCAGAUUGUGGAGAGAGAUUCCGCCAUGCAGCGCGGUUAAAGAGCCACAGGCUGAUCCACAGCGGAGCCCAGAGCCCAUUCCCCUGCCCCCAGUGUGGCAAAGGUUUCUCAGUACUGUCUGGACUCAAGAGACACCAAAGAGUUCACACUGGUGAGAGCCCAUAUGCAUGUCCUCAGUGUGGCAGGCGCUUUAAGGAGCUUGGUAACCUUUACACCCACCAGAGGAUCCACAGUGGGGCCACACCUUACUGCUGCCAGCAGUGUGGACGUAGCUUUCGCCACCUGGGAACCUUCAAAAGCCACCGCUGCACCGCAGCACAGUAACCAGCUCAGCUACUCCGCCCUCCAGAGCUCAUGCCAUGACAUUUAAAAGACACAGUGGUGGCUCUCAGGAAGUGCUGGUCAGUUUUAGUCUCAAGUCACUCUUGUUGCAAAGUUUGUAGAGUUUGCUUGGUUUGAUCAUCUCCAGCUCUGUGGUUUGCAUGUUUCAGCCAACUUUCAGUCAUUUGAAUAAAGCUCCACACUUAAUACAAUUUAGAUUUAGUUUGUGUAUAAUUUCUGUUUGUUAUGAUAACUUCCACACCAAGGUAAUAGCUGUGACCUGCUGCUUCAUUACAGUGAAGUUAAACGUGAUCAUUUGCCAGCAUGUCGGACCAAAACAAACAAACGUUGUUGCUCAUCCCUGCAGCCAGAAAGUGAGUGACUGCCAGGUGCUCGGCUUCACUCACUGGUGCGCUGUGGGAUGAGGCAGUUUUAUCUGGCAAAGCAAGUGGUCGAAUGUUGUGGCAGACAUAUGGAGAUAUUGAAAUUUCCCUCUUUGGUAACACCAAGUAUUAUUCCCCCAUUAUUAGAAAGACUUACUUUUUAUUUGUUCACAUUCCACCACUGCGAAAUACUUGCAUUUCUGUGUAUUUCGAAUCAAACACACAAAAAAAUAACCCCCAUGUCUGUUGAUGCCUGCAACUUGACAGUCGGCACUGCCCACAUUUCCUAAUGUUCAUGCCAAUGCAGAAGACGCACAGAGGCAUGUAGGGUAGUGACUGAGAUGAGGUUUGGGAUGGACGGACGUAUAAAUCGACCAACCCCCUCACAAAAAAGCUACACUCAAAGCAGCAUGGGUUGUGGACCACCAGUGCAAUUGCCCAACAAACCCUGCAUACAUGACACAUUUUAUUGUAUUUAUCUACUUUUGUCAUGAAAAUGACCAAUGUUUCCACCUGUUAUUUGCUAAAUGAAAUUGCUUGAGUGCAACUUAUGUCAUUGCAAGUUUUGCUCAAAAACAAAUAAUCAGGCUUGAAAUUAAAGAAGUGUUACUAAGUGAA